AUGUGCAUAAUGUACCAGCUAGUGGAGCCGCUGACCGGCAAGACAUGGUCUCUCUCCGACUUUGACGGCCACCCGGCUCUCCUCCUAUGGUUAAUGAGCACACCUUCUCCCCUCUCAGUCCAAUUCCUCCUCCUUGUGAACACCGCGCCUCCCAAGUCAUCUCCUCCGGAAUCAAUGCCCUUUGUGGUCAUGUUCAUCUGCAACCAUUGCCCGUUCGUGGUUCAUAUCAAGUCGCAACUUGUUGCUCUUGGCAACGAGUACAUUUCCAAGCAUGGGCUAGCAGUGGUUGCAAUCUCGUCCAACUCGGUGCUCACCCACCCUCAGGACGGACCCGAUAAAAUGGCUGAGGAAGCCAAGCAGUUCAACUUCCCCUUUCCCUACCUCUAUGACGAGACUCAAGAAGUGGCCAAGGCGUAUCAUGCUGCCUGCACGCCCAAAGUCUUUCUCUUCAGAAAGGACGGCCGCCGCCCACGCAAGAGGUGGCCAAGGCCUACCAUGCUGCCUGCACGCCGGACUUCUUUCUCUUCAAGAAGGACGGCCGUUCUCCCCUCUCUCCUACCCUUCCACCAGACUCAGGAGGUGGCCAAGACCUAUCACGCUGCCUGCACGCCAGACUUCUUUCUCUUCAAAAAGGACGGCCGCCGCCCCUUUGAGCUCGCAUACCACGGCCAGCUCGACGACUCCCGCCCCAACAACGGCCGCCCGGUCACCGGCAAGGACCUGCGUGCUGCUCUCGACUGCGUGCUCUCUGCACGACCGGUCCCCAGUGCGCAAAGGCCCAGGUGA
Messenger RNA from Closterium sp. NIES-65, 786 nucleotides. NCBI's taxonomy places the organism in Eukaryota, Viridiplantae, Streptophyta, Zygnematophyceae, Desmidiales, Closteriaceae. The record is from the annotation of a GenBank genome assembly.